CUGGAGGUGGCAAGCUACGCGCUCUGCUGAGGCGCGCGGGCCCACACAGACAGCGCGGCACUCGGCCACCACGAGCGGCCCACCGCCGGACCCCCCAAUCGAGCCGCGCGGACGGCGGGAGAGGACGCUCCCCGUCAGGCCCGGCCCGCCGGCCGUGCGUGUGAGCUCCUGCGCGCGCCAGAGAGUCGCCGAGCGCCGCAGCACCGGCUGACACGCCGCGACCCCGGCGGCGCAGGUGCGCGCCUGCAGCACGAUGGCAGCUUACGGCGGCUACUACACACGGCAGGAGCAAGAGGACGCGAUGGCGGCGCGGAUCGACAACCCCAACCGCGUCGGCUCUGGCUUUAUCAACCUGGGGCCGCAGCAGCGGGCGCCCGCCGUGGCCAACACGAACUGGCAGACCGGGUCGCUGCUCGGCGGCGGGCCUGGCGUCGCCCACGCCGCGCCUCCGGGCGUGUCAGACAUCUGGAACAACGCGCCGCAACCGCCGCAACCGCCGCCGCGCGCGCCGCCGCCGCCCGCGCCUAUGGGGAUGCCUCCGGGCAUGGGAGCGGGCGGCUUCGGGCGGACCGCAGCGGAGCAGGCCAACCUGGGUCUGGGCUUUGAGAACUUGAGCAUGGGCGGCGGCGCCGGCAGCGCCGGCGCUCCGUACCCCGGUGCGCUCGGCGUCGGGCUAGGCGAGGUUCCGCGGCGCUGAUGAGCCUGCUACAGACGCCGACGCCGAACCCGACGCCGGCCGCACUCAACUCGGCCUUUCGCGCGCGUUUGCCAACCCGGCGAUACCGCAAGCCGUGCCGCCC
This is a messenger RNA of Emiliania huxleyi CCMP1516, 800 nucleotides long. RefSeq lists its product as hypothetical. The annotation marks the transcript as partial. The transcript is spliced from 3 exons. The record is from RefSeq and is a predicted model, not a curated record. NCBI's taxonomy places the organism in Eukaryota, Haptophyta, Isochrysidales, Noelaerhabdaceae.